AUGCAAGUAUUUAGGGAGUACUUGCCAAGCAGUGUAUCUUCUUACAAAGAUGAAACAUCGGAAGAAAUGAUAUUAUGGAAUACACAAAUAACUCCGAUAUUAGAAACAUUAUUAACAUCUUAUGAACAAUGUAAUUUUGAUUUAUUUAAUCAUACAGCCGAUGAACUAUAUCAUGCUUUAAAUAUAAAUAAUUUAUUUUUAAAAAAAUGUAAACGACGAUCGGAUAUUUUAAAACUACUUUUUGGUUUUAUUGAAUGUGAUAAUUCUAUUAUUAAAUAUAAUGUAUCUCGGCUUAGUUUAGCGUUCCAAGUUAGUACUGCAAAUAAUUUAAAAAUUAUCGUUCGUUUAAUAUUUGAUUUAAGUGAAAAUUCGGAUAACGAUCAUUUUUUUCUAUCUAAUCUGUUAUUCGAUGCCAUUGAACGUAUUGAAAUUGUAAACAAUAUUGAUACAAUUGUCUAUUUUUGUUGUAUAUUAAAAAAUUUAACUACCACUGAUCAAUUAUUAGAAACUAUAUCAGAAAAAAAUGGAAUCACAUUACUUCAAAAUAUUUUUAAAAUGAUAUUGCAAUAUAAAGAUCAUGAGAAUGUCAAAAAUCAAAUUAGUCAUUGUUUAAUACAGAUAACAGCUACAUUAAGAAAUUUAGCUGAAAAAACAGAUAAUUGUAUUAAAUUUGGUGAAAAUGAUCUAAUUGAUUAUUUAGCACAAGUAUUAAAAUAUUUUACAAGUAUUGCUGAUUUAAUGAAAAAUGUGGCAAGAAUAUUGAGUAAAUUAACUCAACAUACUGAUAGUUGUUUAAAAUUAGUUCAAUGUCCAUCAUGUUAUAAAUCAUUUUUGAAAAUAUUAAUUAAACAUGAAAGUAAACAAGCAAUUAUUAUUCGUAUUUGCUUCAUACUCGGUAAUAUGUUAGCAAAAAGUGAUGAAGCUCGUAUUACAUUUAUGAAAGAAAAAUAUGCAUUAGAAACAUUAACAAAAUUAUUAUAUUUUUAUAUUGAAAUGGACUCAUUGAUAAUAAAAUCGGAAAAUAUUAAAAUUGAAACAACAACAGAAAUCGAUGAUGGUGAAGAAAAUACUGUAAAAUCAAUAGAAAAUGUUAUUAAUAAAGUGAUACGUGUACUAAGUAAUUUGGCUAUAUCCGAAGAAAAUGGUUUAAAAAUUAUUCGAAACGAUAAAUGCAUUAUGCCAUUAUUUAAUUUACUAGAUAUGUCAAAACAACAUAGUGAAGAAUUGAUUAUUCAUGUAUUAAUGGCAUUAAAUAAUUUAUCUUAUUAUGAUGAUAAUCAAAGUAUCAUUGUAAAAAAUGCUGAAAAAUUAACACAAUUAUUAUUAAAUUGUAUUCAUCAUUCUGAUAAAACAGAUUUUAUUAUAGAAGCAUUUCGUGUAUUAGGAAAUUUAUCUCGGAUGAAAAAUGUUCGUAAUGUAUUAAUGCAUUGCAAAGCUGAUGAUCUAGCAAUUGAGUAUUGUGAAUCGGAUAAUAUCGAAUUAUUAUACGCUGUUAUUGGAGUUAUUAUUAAUCUUACAGUAGAUGAGGAUAAACGUUCGUGUUUAAAGAUAAAUAAUGGAUUACAAAGUUUAAUAAGCAUAUUUGAAUGUUCAGUAAAUCAAGAUUGGCAAUUAGCUAGUUUAGUUUGCAAAGCGUUAUGGAAUUAUUGUGAUAAUGAAAAUAAAGUAUUAUGGUUUAAUAAUGAUGAAUUAGUAAAAUUAUUCACUAUAUUUAAUGAAACAUUACGUGAAGAUUUGUUAUUUGCAACGGAAGAAGAAGAAUUAGAUAAGAUAUAUUAUGAUUUAUAUAAAGAAGAGUAUUAUCCAGUAGCAUCACGUUUAUAUCGCCGUUUAGCUUAUCAAGCAAAUUAUACAGAACCAUUUGAAAUUGGACUUAUAUCUUAA
Messenger RNA from Didymodactylos carnosus, 1884 nucleotides. The record is from the annotation of a GenBank genome assembly. Lineage: Eukaryota; Metazoa; Rotifera; Eurotatoria; Philodinida; Philodinidae.